Molecule: messenger RNA, 1142 nt
Organism: Telopea speciosissima
Lineage: Eukaryota; Viridiplantae; Streptophyta; Magnoliopsida; Proteales; Proteaceae
Product: ras-related protein Rab7
Exons: 7
Coding region: 286-903 (205 amino acids)
Cellular component (GO): vacuolar membrane
Molecular function (GO): GTPase activity; GTP binding
Source: RefSeq, a predicted model, not a curated record
CAAACCCUUUUCUCUCUCUCUCUCUCUGGUUAAUUCCUCGUAUUCCUUCGUAAAGAGUGGAUUCAGUGGAGACUGGAGACUAGAGAGGGAGCUGGAGAGAAGAACCUCGAAAGCGGCAACCUAAUUUCUCUAAUUUUUUGUUAAUUUGUUUUUCUCUACUUCUUAUCAAUUUUCUUUUCCUUCCGCCACUUCUGAUCCCGAAUCCCGAUUCCUGGAAUUAAAAAAAAAAAGCAAUAAAGGGGAAUUUGGAUAGGAAAUUUUUUUCCGUCUUUCUUCUUGUUCGUUAUGUCUAUGCGAAGGCGGACCUUGCUCAAGGUCAUUGUUCUAGGAGACAGUGGGGUGGGAAAGACGUCUUUAAUGAAUCAAUACGUACAUAAGAAGUUCAGUCAACAGUAUAAAGCUACAAUUGGUGCUGAUUUUGUCACAAAGGAGCUUCAGAUCGAUGACAGGCUUGUCACCCAACAAAUUUGGGACACAGCAGGACAGGAAAGAUUUCAAAGUCUUGGUGUUGCUUUUUACAGAGGCGCAGAUUGCUGUGUUCUAGUUUAUGAUGUCAAUGUUCUCAAAUCGUUUGAUACUCUUGACAAUUGGCAUGAGGAGUUUCUCAAACAGGCUAGUCCAGCUGACCCCAAAACAUUUCCAUUUAUAUUACUUGGGAACAAGAUUGACAUAGAUGGUGGGAAUAGUCGAGUGGUUUCAGAGAAGAAAGCAAGAGAUUGGUGUGCUUCCAAGGGAAAUAUACCGUACUUUGAGACCUCAGCGAAGGAGGAUAUCAAUGUUGAUGCUGCAUUCCUUUGUGUUGCCAAAUCGGCAUUAGCAAAAGAGCGUGAGCAAGACAUAUACUUCCAGACCAUACCUGAGGCUGUUUCAGAAAAUGAGCAAAGAGGAGGAUGUGCAUGCUGAGAAAGGACUAACUCAUUUCCAACCUCCUAGUGCGUGGUUCAUUUUCUUGCCCCUGUGUUUUUUUUGUUUUUGCUUUGUUGUGAUCGAGCCCUUUUUUUUUUGUACCUACCUUAUACACAAUUGUCAAUCGAGACCUGGAUAGUGGUUCAGCUACUGUUGUUGUAAAAAUGUCAUCUGUUUUGACGAAGGCAAAUUUGAGGAACUGAAAUGGAUGAAACCCAUUUUGAAUUGUUUCACAA